AUGGUUGUUCCACGAGCUUCUUCUGUAUUCUGUGGGCAGAUUCCACUUCCAGGCCAAUAUGAUGCCCCUUCUCUAUAUCGUUCUGUUCCAGGCAGAAACUUUGAUGACUCUGAGUCAUAUCUUGCAAAUAGCAAGCAAACUGGUAGAGUUCGUGGUGUGCCUGAUAACAACCUUAUGAAAAGUUAUGCUGCAGAUAAAGAGAAGGCCAGUAAUGUUGCAAAGAUUAAAGUUGUGGUGCGCAAAAGGCCACUAAAUAAAAAGGAGCUGGCAAAGAAUGAGGACGACAUCAUAACUAUAGAGUCACGUUCCAGUUCUCUGACAGUUCAUGAGACUAAACUUAAGGUUGACUUAACAGAAUAUGUGGAAAAGCAUGAAUUUGUUUUUGAUGCAGUGCUGAAUGAGGAGGUCUCAAAUGAUGAGGUAUAUCGUGAAACUGUGGAGCCCAUUGUUCCAAUAAUUUUUCAGCGGACCAAAGCAACUUGUUUUGCGUAUGGACAAACUGGUAAAUAUAGCUUUGUUCAUAUCUCUGAUGGAAUCUGUUACAACCUUUCUAAAUUGGGUAGUCAAGAGAUUGUCAUUCCUCAAUUUUUUUGUACUAAUCAUUACUUAUUGGCGGUUUACCUAGGCACUCUUGUUGUGGAACUUCAUUCUAGCACAUAAAAUUGUGAUUUUUUUUUAUGCUUGCUUGUUAUUGGGCUGCUUUACGCUGCUUUAAUCACACUUGUAACUGGUACUCAAAUUGUUCUCUUGUGCAUUAUACAACUCGUGAUUUUCGUUCUUGUUUUUU
Camellia sinensis is the source of this 787-nucleotide messenger RNA. NCBI's taxonomy places the organism in Eukaryota, Viridiplantae, Streptophyta, Magnoliopsida, Ericales, Theaceae. The record is from RefSeq and is a predicted model, not a curated record.